Molecule: messenger RNA, 1905 nt
Organism: Paramacrobiotus metropolitanus
Lineage: Eukaryota; Metazoa; Tardigrada; Eutardigrada; Parachela; Macrobiotidae
Product: tubulin alpha chain-like
Exons: 8
Coding region: 304-1653 (449 amino acids)
Biological process (GO): mitotic cell cycle; microtubule cytoskeleton organization
Cellular component (GO): microtubule; cytoplasm
Molecular function (GO): structural constituent of cytoskeleton; GTP binding
Source: RefSeq, a predicted model, not a curated record
ACGAAACGCGGGUCUGCAACAACUGCGCUUGACUUCGGCGAGUUAAAAAUAAUCUUAUCUUGGAACCUGCUGGAAGGCGUUGAGUAAAUCACGCUCGCGACGAAAAUUCGCAAACUUGCGCGUAUUUGUUGAUCUAGACAUCCGUUCAGCGGGUUAAUCGAGUUUCCAUUCGUAAAACCGCCUUUAAUAAUAGCUGUAAAUCGUCGUACGUUCUUUCUGGCACCAACGGACUAUUUUAUAGUUCAAGGAAUUUUUAUAUUAUUCGAGUUGUCUGGCACUGGAUAGUAAACUCCAUCAUCAAACAUGCGUGAAUGUAUCUCCAUCCAUGUCGGCCAAGCCGGAGUACAGAUCGGGAAUGCUUGUUGGGAAUUAUACUGUUUGGAGCACGGUAUCAGUCCAGACGGGCGGAUGAACAAGAAAGAGGCCGGAGACGGAAGUGAUUCGUUUACGACGUUCUUCAGUGAAACUGGGGCAGGAAAGUAUGUUCCGCGUGCUGUUUUCGUCGACUUGGAACCUACCGUAGUUGAUGAAGUGCGUACGGGCGCAUACAAGCAGCUCUUCCAUCCCGAACAGCUCAUCACCGGCAAGGAGGAUGCGGCUAACAACUACGCUCGCGGCCAUUACACUGUGGGAAAGGAAAUUGUGGACGUGACCAUUGAUCGCAUACGCAAAUUGGCCGAUCAGUGCACGGGACUGCAGGGCUUCCUCGUCUUCCACAGCUUCGGCGGCGGCACAGGAUCCGGCUUCACUUCGCUGUUGAUGGAACGCCUGUCGGUGGAAUUCGGCAAGAAAUCUAAACUGGAAUUCUGCGUCUACCCGGCACCGGAAGUGUCUACCGCCGUGGUUGAACCCUACAAUUCCAUUCUGACCACGCACACCACCCUGGAACAUUCAGACUGUGCCUUCAUGGUUGAUAACGAAGCAAUCUUUGAUAUUUGCCGAAAAAAAUUGGACGUUGAGCGACCGACGUACACCAAUCUUAACCGACUGAUCAGCCAGAUUGUUUCUUCCAUCACCGCAUCCCUUCGUUUUGAUGGCGCUCUCAAUGUCGAUCUGACUGAAUUUCAAACUAACUUGGUGCCUUACCCACGCAUUCACUUCCCAUUAGUGUCGUACUCUCCGGUUAUUUCCGCGGAAAAAGCGUACCACGAGCAGCUUUCGGUAAAGGAAAUCACUAACGCCUGCUUUGAACCAGCUAAUCAAAUGGUCAAAUGUGAUCCGCGCAACGGGAAAUACAUGGCUUGCUGUAUGCUUUAUCGCGGCGAUGUGGUCCCUAAAGAUGUUACAGAGGCUAUCGCUGCCAUUAAAAGCAAAUCCAGUAUCCGAUUUGUUGACUGGUGUCCAACUGGAUUUAAGGUUGGCCUGAAUUUCCAACCUCCAGCCGUUGUUCCCGGUGGCGACCAGGCUGCGGUGCCACGCGCAGUUUGCAUGUUGAGCAACACCACCGCUAUCGUGGAAGCAUGGGCCCGGCUUAAUCAUAAGUUCGAUUUGAUGUUUGCAAAACGCGCUUUCGUUCACUGGUACGUGGGUGAGGGCAUGGAGGAGGGUGAAUUUAGUGAAGCACGCGAAGAUUUGGCAGCACUGGAGAAGGAUUACGAAGAGGCUGGUGCCGAUUCCACUGAAGGCGGGGAAGAAGAAAAUGGAGAAUAUUAAAAUUGGGAGUUUAUACCAGUGAUAUUAAACCGUUUUCGCAUCUUGUGGACUAUUUGCUUUUAAUUGUAAUUUUCUCUUUUCUGGCCCUUAACGGGAUUAUCUUGCAGUCUGGGUCGUUUUACCGUUUUAUAUAAUUAUGGCAACAUUCAGUGUUCAGUCUACUGCUAUAAAUGAUGAAAUGUUGAAAAUACUUAGGCAACUAACAAUAAAAUGAACGCUGGUUAGACUAGCCGAUAAAAACCACGCCACUGA